Molecule: messenger RNA, 717 nt
Organism: Mollisia scopiformis
Lineage: Eukaryota; Fungi; Ascomycota; Leotiomycetes; Helotiales; Mollisiaceae
Exons: 2
Coding region: 155-688 (177 amino acids)
Source: RefSeq, a predicted model, not a curated record
UUUUGAAUCACUCUUUAGUUGCUAUUCUUCCAUUCUUUACGCAGCUGUGCUGUCGCCAAUCUUUUCCUGAAACUACUCUGUUCUGUUCUACCUUCUUAAAAAUCCAAACAGAACGAAACUUGCGACUUCUUGCGCUACCAGAACAAUCGACAUCAUGCGUUUCUCUACCUCACUCACUGUCCUCCUCUCCCUUGCUACCACCUCCCUCUCAGCACCAAUCAACAAGCGCGCUACAGCUUCAGCGGCUGUUCUCACCGUCCAGACAUACGAUGACUUUUCUGUUUCCUCUGGAGUGGCUGGAAAUGCCCUCGCAGAAGUGAAUGCCAAGUUUCCCAUCGAUACGAGCAAUCUAGCUGGCGUUGCCGCUUCCGAUCUGGCCAUUAUUUCAAAAGCCGCUCAAGUUUCCGAAGACGCAGAGACUGGCACUGGAGGUUUCAACGACGCUAUUACCGCUGCUGGAGGAACUGGCACCACGGCUGGAACAGCUCUGCAAAACGGCAAGAUAAAGAACAAGGUGUUGAAGUUGCAGACGGAUGUGUUGAGAAUCCAGAUCGAGGUUGCGCAAGGAAAUACGGGGAGUCAGAGUGAGUUGGCUGGACAGCAGGCCAAGUUGGCAACUAAUGUUGCUCUUGACACGGCUGCUGCUGGUCAGACUAGCACUGCUAUUAGCUUUUCGGGGAGCGAUUAGUUGAGGUUUGGUUUCAGAGGAGAAAGGUG